AUGUCGUACAAGGCGAUCUCGGUUUUCUUUUUGGGACUGGCAUUUCUUACGGUCUUCGCGACAGAGGCGCACUGCUUCUCAUGGAGACCACGACCAGCGGAUGAUCAUCAGGUUACACUCCAGCACCCACAGCGCAGUAGUGAUAACAGCGCCCUGCUCAACAAACAAUCGGAGAAGAGGCUAUCCAAUGUCUACACUACCGCACUUCAAGAACUUCAAGACCUAGAGUCUGAACCUCUUUGCCAUCGCAUCGCUGCACGUCUGCUAGUCAACAACUGUCACCUCCUGGAUGGUCAAGACGAUGCCAAGGUCCAUAUUGAUAGCGGAAGAGCAGCUCGAGACUUUGUGGAUUCGUAUGCAGCAAGCCUUGCUAUUUGCGACUUGGAGCGCGGUAGUUUCAGAAUUCCUGUAUCCUGCUCCAAGUUUCGAGAGUCAACCUUAGCUACCCUUUCUACUCCAGCUAUCCCACAACUCCAUGUUUCGACCGUUGAGAUUGAUGAGUGUCUCGAGGGCCUUGCUCAGUCAGACUCGGCUUGGAAUACAUGGGUGAGCUAUCGUCACAAAUCGUUGAGGUUCUGCGAUGCCGCAAGGGCAGAUCACCAGAAAGAUGAGAACAUCCUCCUUUAUCAGAGAAUCACGAAAAUUCUCGAGAAACUCACCAGUGACGUUGAGGCAGACAUGGAGGAACGGUUCCAUUCACUCAAUCGAGCCUAUACUGCCGCAAGUCAGUCUGUUGAAGACAUUGGGCCUCAUGUUCGACAUCUCCGGACUGAAAUGGAAAGAGCUAGUCAAAUUCUACGAGACGACUUGGGUCGCGCUGCUCAGCAGGAUUCGCGCGAUAUCGUGGAAAAUGGCCUCAAAGAAACGAAAGUGCUCCACGAUCUUUUAGAGCUUCUUGCUCACUCAAUUCAAGAGAAGACUGCAGACAUUGUUUCAUCACAAGAGGUGGCACUCCAAGCAAGCGCGAAGCAGCUAAGUAACGAGGCCGAUAUUCUUAUGGCAGUACUGUCCGCAGCAGUCUCGUCGUCCGUUUCCCUUCAAAAUCAGGUGGUGAUGCCAGUUACCAUCCUUGAGUAUUAUGUUAACCAGCUGAAGGGCAUGGGAAAACUCGAAGAACUCGCCGAAGACUUGCUGGUCAAGUACGACGACCAUGAAUCCCGCCUUGACAAAGCCUUUCGAAAGACCGGCCAGGUCCUGGACAUACUUGACGCAACUUCUGCAUCCGCCACUGGACUGCAAAGCUCUGUUUUCGGCAGCUUUGGGCUUUCGGGAGUUUGGCCGUACAUUAUUUGCCCAUUUUUGUCACUUGCAAUGGGAUCUUAUGGUCUCCAACCUUCCCUUGUGAGAAACAUAUGGCUCGUCGGGUUUGGCGAGCUGAUGGGAAUGAUUGUGUCAAAAGCAGAUUCUUACAAAGAUGCUUUUGGUUUUGCAUCGAUGGUCGAAACCUCUGAUUCAACCAUCAACGACACGUUCAACACCUCCAUCUCGGGAAAGAACAUUCUCAAAAGCAUUUGA
This is a messenger RNA of Fusarium redolens, 1515 nucleotides long. RefSeq lists its product as uncharacterized. Gene Ontology annotation, biological process: karyogamy involved in conjugation with cellular fusion; nuclear membrane fusion involved in karyogamy. The coding region runs from base 1 to 1515 and encodes 504 amino acids. Lineage: Eukaryota; Fungi; Ascomycota; Sordariomycetes; Hypocreales; Nectriaceae. The record is from RefSeq and is a predicted model, not a curated record. The transcript is spliced from 6 exons. Gene Ontology annotation, cellular component: endoplasmic reticulum membrane.